This is a messenger RNA of Opisthorchis viverrini, 3654 nucleotides long. RefSeq lists its product as hypothetical. Gene Ontology annotation, molecular function: ATP binding; ATP hydrolysis activity. The coding region runs from base 37 to 2811 and encodes 924 amino acids. The transcript has 11 exons. The record is from RefSeq and is a predicted model, not a curated record. Lineage: Eukaryota; Metazoa; Platyhelminthes; Trematoda; Opisthorchiida; Opisthorchiidae.
GCGCUCUAUAUUCGCUGCUCAGGAAACUUGUUUACCAUGCCUCCAAAGCGAAAUGUACGGAAUAAAAUUGACGACGAGGAUGAGAGUGAGGUACGCAAUGAAAAAUUGAAGAAGGGAGGCGAAGAUCUGCAGCCCAACAGCAAACGCCCCCAAAAGAAGCACUCCAAGCAGUUUGGAACAGCAGCUGCACAGAAUGACUCAGCGAAUGAACAAACUGCCACAGAAAUGUCGAAGAAAAAGGGCAAAAACAAAAAACGUGAUGAAAGUCCAGCUGAACCUGUGCAGCCUCUGACGGGCGUUGGUGAUAAUGCUGAUGUUGGUGGAGGGAAGAAAACUGGUCCUCAGUCAAAGGAGGCGAAUUCGGACGAUGAUGUGAACGUACAGCCAGAUGAGAUAGACGAUGACUUUUACACGAAGAAGCGAAGGGCGGGACGUGGAAAACAGAAGGCCGUCGCCGAAUCGGAUACCGGAGCCACCACUCAACAAGCAGGCAAAAAGAAAAAGAAGGGCGGUGGCAAGAAGGCAUCGGUUGACAAUUUCGACAGUGACAAGGAGGACACAACCACGAAGGGGUUGUCCAACGCUCUGGAGACUUUGGCCAUUACGAAUGAGUUCGGUUCAGAUGACGAUGAACCCUAUCAAAACAGUCGAUUUGCAAAGUUUUCCGGUCUGACGUUAAACGGCGAAGCUGAGGAAGUGCCAGAUGUUAGCGAACCUGACGCAGUGCAGGAUGUUCCUCAGGAUACUGCGUCAAUCUCCGUUGAGGAGGGCGAGGAACAGAAGGAGCUACUUGUGGUACCUGAAGAACCAGAGGAAGUUGCACCGGCAUACGCAAACAAAAUUCCAGGUACUGUAACCACUCUCCCUGAUUUGAGUGUUCACAAUGCAACACCCCCGGAAUCCGACGUGAUUACUGAGAAGGAAUCGUCCCCCCUUGUGCUUCCCACUGAAGAGACUCCUGUUACGCAAGUCAAGAUAUCGAAAAAAGACUUGAAGAAACUGAAAAAGCGCGAGGAAUUCGAUAAACUGGUAGAAGCUGCCAAGGAAAAGAUUGUAUCAAACUCAGGCACUUUAGAUAACUUUGCCCUCUCGCAGGCACCGACCAGUGCCAAAGUAAAGGCCGCCCAAGACAAACAGCUGGACAUCAAAGUUGAGAAUUUCUCCAUCGCCGCCAAAGGCAAGGAUCUGUUCGUGAACGCCUCUCUCCAGAUCACUCAUGGACGUCGCUACGGAUUGGUCGGUCCAAACGGUCACGGAAAGACAACUCUUCUCCGACACAUUGCUUCCCGUGCAAUCAACAUACCGAGUAAUAUUGACGUGUUACUGUGUGAACAAGAGGUGGUGGCAGACGAAACACCGGCUUUCGAAAUGGUACUCAAAUCCGACACGAGACGAAUCGAACUGCUGGCCGAGUGCGAGAAGUUGAAGGCCCAGAUCGAGACGGAUCACAGUCAAGAAACGUUGGAUCGAUUUAAUGAAGUGUACGAGGAAUUGACCGCAAUGAAAGCAGACGCUGCUGAGGGUCGAGCAAGGCGUAUCUUGGCUGGUCUUGGCUUCACACCCCGUAUGAUGGAGCGGGCAACCAAGGAUUUGUCUGGUGGGUGGCGAAUGCGAGUCAGUCUGGCGCGUGCACUAUUCUUGGAGCCAACUUUCUUACUCUUGGAUGAACCUACCAACCACCUGGACUUGAAUGCUGUCAUUUGGCUGGACAAUUACCUGCAAGGUUGGAAGAAAACCUUACUGAUCGUUUCGCAUGAUCAGUCAUUCUUGGACAAUGUGUGCACCGACAUGAUUCAUUUGGAUCAACGUCAACUAUUCUACUAUCGGGGAAACUACAAUAGCUUCAAAGUCAUGUUGACACAACGUCGUAAAGAGCAACUGCGCGAGUACGAGAAACAGGAGAAGCGGUUACGCGAACUGAAACAGUCAGGGAUGAGUAGCAAACAAGCAGUGGCCAAGAACCAGCGUGAAGCACUCACCCGCAAACAAGUGAAAGGCCGACAACUUGUGGGUGGUGGCGCCGAUACCGAGACGAAAGCCACACCUCAGCUGUUGGCCAAACCGAAGGAAUACGUUGUAAAGUUCCACUUCCCCAACCCUCCACCUUUGAGUCCGCCCCUUUUGGGACUGCACAACGUGACCUUUAGCUACCCUGGUCAGAAACCGUUGUUCCAUGACCUCAAUUUCGGUGUGGACAUGUCUUCGCGUAUCUCAAUUGUCGGUCCAAACGGUGUUGGAAAAUCCACGUUCCUCAAGUUACUCACGGGCGAGGUAGAGCCGACGAUUGGAGAGCGGCGGAUCAGUCAUCGUGUGAAAAUCGGCAAAUAUGAUCAACAUUCAGCCGACCAACUCGAUCUAACUCUUUCUCCGACAGAAUAUCUACAAAAACUGUUCAACCUAUCCUACCAGGAUGCCCGAAGUACCUUGGGCAAAUUCGGUCUCGAGGCUCACGCACACACUAUCCCAAAUGCCGACCUUUCCGGUGGUCAACGAGCGCGCGUCGCGUUUGCCGAAUUGUCCAGACGAGCCCCGGAUAUUCUGAUUUUGGAUGAACCGACGAACAAUUUGGAUAUCGAGUCGAUCGAUGCGUUGGCUGUGGCAAUCAACGAAUACGAAGGUGGUGUCAUCAUCGUGAGUCACGACGAACGGCUCAUCCGAGAUACCAACUGUACCCUUUGGGUGAUUGAAGACUGCACCAUCAACGAGAUCGAUGGUGAAUUCGACGACUACCGCCGAGAAAUUUUGCACGCACUCGGAGAGGAAUUGUUCAACCCCAGCAAAGUUGCAGCAGCUGCUGGCUGUCUGUCUUGAUCGCCCCGUCUGCCUUCCAAUCUUCAGAUAUUCCCCUCUCGAUUGUCCUAUGUCAAUGGUGAUAACGACUAGUGGACCCUGCGACCACCUGUCCAUAUACUCCCCAGGAUUCGUCUCUUUUAACGCGUUUAUUUUACUGUUCGAACUGACCUUGUCAGGGACUUUGUUUUUUAAUGCUACACGACUUCAUGUCACGUGAUCAAUUACGAACGGGUUGCUUUCUCUUCCUAGUGAGAACACGUGUUUAACAUGAUAUUUGGAAAUGAUUUCCCUCACUACACUUCUACAUACCGAUUGAUGGGAGGGUGUGUACUUUUCGAAAAACUCACCAGUCGAAAGGUUAGCAAGGCAACUUGGGAAAUACUGAUGGGGAGAUAAAUUAAACAUCACUUUACAAAAGAGUAAACAGUUUCCUUACAACAAUUGUUGGUAUAUGUGUGUGUGGAGCAAGUACUGUUUGAGAUACACUGCUCCACCAGUCGUGUUUCGGUACGCUCAUAGGAAGCACGAAUUGAAAAUAUCUAUCGCAGAACACAAGAAGGGAGUGGCGCUUUUGUGGUCGUAUUGUUCAAAAACCAAGCUCGUAAGAUUGUAGCCACAAAGUACCGGUGACGAGUUGCCAACGGAUGGUUCUGUCUGGGUUUUUGUCGCUGUGACGGGCAAGCCGGACGGGAAUACGCGAAUUGCGAGAGUGAAAACAGCUACUACUGGUCGGUGGAAGACAUUUGGGGUACGGAAUGAAGUACAUCAUCGGUUGUAGUUGGGCUGCCAUGAAGUAGGUGAUCAACGUUACGCCAGUUGAAAAGUGAGGACGGGGGAAGCCAAGACGGAGGUUCAUUUUCU